This is a messenger RNA of Colossoma macropomum (tambaqui), 1063 nucleotides long. RefSeq lists its product as uncharacterized. The transcript is spliced from 5 exons. NCBI's taxonomy places the organism in Eukaryota, Metazoa, Chordata, Actinopteri, Characiformes, Serrasalmidae. The record is from RefSeq and is a predicted model, not a curated record. The coding region runs from base 135 to 968 and encodes 277 amino acids.
UUGUCUGGAUUUUCGGGGCUACUUCAUUUCAGGGGUGUGCUUGAGUGUGGGUUAAGCAGUGAGUCUGAAGCCCCUCUGCUUUUCAUCUUCAGUUCUUUUCCGAGUAGUUCCUGAGAAUCAGAGGUGACUAUACCAUGCAGCUCUGUUACAGAGGGGCAGCCUGCUGCUUUGGGUGGGAGCGGAGGUCAGUCCUGCAGUCCUGCAGUUCUGCUCUCUCUGUUCUGAUCUUACUGACCACUAUAUGCACUACUGUGUCAGCUAAUUCUCCAGUGAAGGUGAAUCUUCAUGACUCUGCUACUCUGUCCUGCUCUGAGAGAUGCUCUGGUUUGGUCAGAUGGACUGUGUUCACUAAACCCACUGAUACUCUGGCUGAGUGUGAUCAGACUUCAUGCAGAUCAGUGAAGGAGGGAUAUCAGAUGAUCCAUGAUCAGUACCUGAAGGGGAAUCUCUCUCUCACCAUCAUUGAAGCUGAUUUCACUAAGAGAGGCUGGUACACGUGUGACUGUGAUGGUAAAGACGUCUGUGAUGUGCGUCUACAGAUUGAGCCCUUGAAUACUCCCGUUCAAAUAAAGCGUGGUGAAUCUCUGGUGCUGAAGUUGGACAUAUUAGAUCCAGUGGAGGUGAUUUAUAACAGCACUGAUGUAGCUGGACCAUCCAGUGGUCAGAUAUGUACAGUGGAUGGACGCUCAACACAAUGUAAACCUGAAUAUAAACAGAAAAUGGCAUUCUUCACUGCUCUUGAGCUGAGAGAGGUGAAGCCAUCUGACAGUGGAGAUUACAUUAUAAUGGACAUCAGGAAUGAAGAGGUCAUUCACAUCUACACAGUGACCGUCCAUGAUGACCAGCCAUGUCCAUGCAGAGAUCAGGGAGCUGUUGUGCCAGUGUGGAUGUUUGCUUUGACCAUCAUUGCACUUGUAGUUGUGUGUGUGGUAUCAGUGGUGAUGAUUUUGCUUUGGAGGAUGAAAUAACAGUAGAAGAACCAAAAAGUGUUCUUCUGUUUUUACAAACUUGACCCUGUAACAAUGGCAGAACCCUUUUUGGUGCUAUGUAGAACUAUUUUCAA